This is a messenger RNA of Blepharisma stoltei, 6110 nucleotides long. The record is from the annotation of a GenBank genome assembly. Lineage: Eukaryota; Ciliophora; Heterotrichea; Heterotrichida; Blepharismidae.
AUGUGCACAAGAGACGAGCUAUUGCAAAAACUGAACGAUCGCUCUUUAACCCCAGCCCUGAUCCUUUCUUCUUAUGAAUAUACUUACAAACCCCUUAUAGAUGCUCCUCUUCCUAUAAAUAGGCUAAACGGGCGAAAAUUUGCCCAAAAUUAUGGAGUCAGCUUGCUUGCUCUAAUUCGGCAAUGCAAUGCAGAACUUCAGAAAAAGCAGUCUAAGGACAAUUGUGACUGUAUUUUGGCAGUCAUGGAAAUGGGCUUAAAGCUGAUUUCUAGGAUCCAUUCUCAUAUUUUUGAUGAUAAUUCUGAGUAUUAUCAGCUAUGAUACGCUUAUAUUUUGAGACUGAGUGAUAAUGAAAAACAUGAAAAAUGUUCAGAAAUUAGUAAAGGGGUCAUAAAAGAGCUGGAAGAAAAUUAUAAGAAAAAGGAAACAAAUUUCUUGAUGGUGAAUAUUUUGAUAUUAAAGUGCCAUAGCAUGCUGCAGCUGCCUGAGAAAUCUGUGGAUAAGCUGGAAGAAAUUUAUGAAAUUAUAGCAGAAAAAUGCAAAAAUAUUUUAAUUAGCCUGAAAAACGGGCUCACACAAGCUGACCAUCAGAAUCUUAAUAGAAUUUACCAAAGCUCGUUCAAAAUUCUAUUUAAAACAGGAAAAUGCUUACUCCCCCCCCCCUCCGUGAGCGAACAAAACCAUUAGAAAAAAUCACCAUUUUUUGACCAAAAACCCACCCUCCGUGAGCGAACAAAAAUUUUUUUAAUAGAAAAAAUUUUAAUGGAAAAAAAUUUUGAUAUAUAAGUGAUAAUUAGUAUAAUGAAAUCUAGAGCUAAUUCUGUUUAAUUUUAAAACAAAUUGCGUUUUAAAACAUAAAUUUUGCAAAUUAAAUUAAUAUUUGCUUCCCAAAUUUUUGCAAUUAGGAUUUUUUUAAAUUUCGAAAAAAAUAUUUUUUUAUAAAAUUUAUAUAUAAAUUUUUUUUAAAAAAAAAAAAUUAACCCCCUCCGUGAGUGAACAAAAUUUUUUUGUUCGCUCACGGAGGGGGGGGGGGGAGUUAGACAACUUGUCAGGCGGAAAUAUACAACUUCAUAAGCAGGCGUUAGAAAUCAGGCUUCAAGCUUUGAUUUAUUUAGAAAAAACAAGACCAUUUAUAUCGACUGAUUAUUUUGCCUUUGCAUAUAGCUCUAUUCAAAGCACUUAUAAAGUUGCUUCCUCUGCAAGCUCAUCUGUUCUUUAUGAAUCCUGCAUAAAUGCAAUAGAUUCUAGCUUAGAAGUGGUGACUACCCAUAACUUAAGCAUGCUUGAGGACAAAAAUAUAAGAAAUAUGAUAUAUUUAAUUAUAGUAAAUAUAAGCUAAUGGUAGUUUUCUAGUCUAUUUUAUUAUAAAAAUAGGGUAAAAUGGUAUAGAACUUCAGAGUUUUUUAUACCAAAAGCAAGAUUUAUAUGAUGCAGCUAAAUCCUCACUUAAUAAUUUAAUUAUCGACCAAUUAGAAAAUAUUCCGACACUGCUGUAUAAUGUGAAAUAUUCAUUAGAAAUCGCUAAAUGCAGCUAUUUAGGAAAAAUUAGCUUGAUAAGAGACUUAGAAAAUGCAGUUUAUUGGAUAAAUUUGCUAUUUGAUGAAAAACUGUCAGGACCUACUACACUUACACAGUCAGAAAUCCAAGAAAUAAAAGAAAUCACCCCAAAAGUCCAAGCACAAUUAGAAUGUUGGCUUAAAAUAGCCGGAAACUUGCAUGCUCCAUCAAAUAUAAAGCAAGGGAUGCAAUUGCCAUAUGGCACUGUAAAAUUACUUUUGGACUUGCUUAAAUACUACCCAAUGUUGAUUCAAUUUGAAAAUAAAUUAAUCUUUAUUAUAUUAAAAUACUACAAUUUAUUUUUUAUUAAAUAAUUUUUAGCUAAAAUCAGCCUAUUUUCCUAUAUCAAUUGACACUAAAUGUGACUGGGAGCUUUAUAACUAUAUCAUGGCCCUUCACUUUUUCCUCACCUAUAUGGCAAGCCGAGACAUUAUUUUUUCAAAUUCCGCGUUAUCCUAUAUAAACCAGCUCCUUUUAAAGCCAGACCCUAAGUACCUUAAUAGCACCUACAACAUCUCAUUAGCCCUUAUCCAUACUGGUGAAAAAGAACUGGCGUUUAAAAUUCUCAUAAUGCUAUUAGAACAUAUGCAGAUUUCAAACUGCGAGGUAACCACCACUCAUAUAGCGAUUUUUGAGCUCUGUGUAAAAUAUGCAAUUGAGGCAAAUAAUUAUUACACACAUAUAAAAAAAGCAAUUACUGGAUUUAUUAUGAAGCAGGCAGAAAUCAGAGGAAUUCAUGAUAUAAAAUCAGGGAAUUUAUUGAAAAUUAUUGAUGGGUAUAUUAGGGUGCAUUUAUCAUAUAUAGAAACUUAUAUACAAAAUGGGCAUCAGGCUAGCCAAUUAGUGAAUAGAGAAGAUAUUUUGGGCGAAAAAUUGAAUAUCUGUAUAGCUUUUAAAGGAGAAAUUUUAGAUAGAGAGAUCACUGAUUAUCAUAAAAGACUGCUGGAGUCUGCAAAAUUAAGCCAGGAGUCUCUUUCAAGCUAUAUUUCUGAAAUGAUACAAAACAUUGUCAAAAUUUUAUUAUACCAUUUUAUUAAUUUUUUAAAUAAUUUGCUUAAAAUCACAUAAAAACAACCUAAUUAUAUAAGGGAUAACUGAAGUAUACCCAGUAAACUCUUCUCAAUAUGCUUCUACCUUAUUAAAAUAUAUAGAAAUUCUUUCGACUUGUGAAAAAGGUUUUACAAAUGAAUGACUAUUAACCAGUAUUUCCUCAAUUUCAGGGACAUUGCAAGAAAGAAUGAUAAAAUUAAUAGAAAAUAUAAAAACCCCUCAAUCUUAUAUGUGAAAUGCUAUACUUUUAUUAGAGCAAGCUAAAGAAUUUAAUGAAAAUGAAGAGUGAAUUUCAAGGAAAAAUCUUAUUCUAUCAUAAAUAAAUAAAUUAUUUUUUUAGGAUUUUAUAUAGAAUUUGGGAGAAAUUUAGUAGGAUAAGGAUAUAAAUUAUGCAGAAGCUAUAACAAAAUUUGAAAAAACAGCAGAGUCUAUCGCAAGACAUAUGGGGUAUAAAAUUAAUUAUGAUGGCAUUGACUGAGAAACCAGUGGGAAAGCCCAGGUUUCUGAUGCAGAAAUCGUAGAAUAUUUAAGGACACUAAUGAUGGGAGUUGAAAUAUUAAGCCUAAUAAGAAUUCACCGUCUGGAAAUUCAAUUUUUAAGCUUAGCCCAAAUCUGCAUCUCAAAAUUACCUCCAAGCCCUGAGCUCGAAACUAAGCUUGCCUGCUUAUCCUUACGAAAAUCCAUUACUCUCUGAAAAGAAGGCCUCACUGAGCUCGCUAUAAAAUCCUCCCAAGAAUUUUCUUUAUACACCCCACUCCUCGACGACCGACAAAGUACUGACAUUUUUUAUGCUGAAUUAUGGAUCUUGGCAUUCCGAAGCGAAAUUUCAUUUUUACAAGGAAAGCUUUUUGAUAGUGAAAACCUCUGUAAAGAAAUUUUAGGAAAAAUCCCUUAUUCCCAUAACUCCAAGAGAUCAUUGAUAUUAAAAUCAUAUAUUUUGUAUAUAAAAUCAAAAAUCGAGAUUUUAAAUAACCAACAAAACGAAAGUUUGCAGCUUUGUAAAGACGCAAGAGCGCUAAUAUCUGACAUCCACAGCAGUUCAAUCCAAAAUUUAUCCUUAAUGAGCUCUAUAUCUGAGAACACUUACUAUAAAGAUUCCAAUGACUCUUCUUCCCGCUUCAGAUUUCUUGUAUUCCCUUAUUCAUCAUGGUCAAUGCAAAAUCUCUCAAGUUUGCUUUUAGACCAUAUUUCUGACCUUUUUCAAGUAAAAUCACAAAUUCACAACUCAACGCUAUAUUUACUUCAGGGGAUCCGAUUAAGCCUUACUUUAGGAAUCCCAUCCCUUUAUCUGCAGUUUAGGUCAAAACAUACAAAUCUUCAAAGGAUUUCUUUGACCGAUUCUCGGAUAACUCAAGAAAACAUUAAAGAGGAAAAACUCCAUAGUCUGCAUCCUGUGGAAUUAAUACAAAAAAUAUUCCCAUUGCUUUUUGAGCCAUUAAUAGGGUUUUCUGACUCAGAUUCUAUUGAUACUGUGCAGAGAUAUGACUCGUUUGCAUUGUCGCCUCAAGAUGUAGAAUGUCUUACAAAAUAUAUAAAUAGGUCGGUGUUGUGUUUUGGAUUACUUGUAUUAGGGGAUAUUUUGCAGGUGGCAGAAUAUUAUGAAAAUAUAGAAUUUCCAAUUGCGGAACAAAAUUAUUAUAAGUUGGCAAGAUCACUGCUGAGGCCACAGAAUCAAGGGACGAGCUUUAAAGUUCUGAAGUCAUUGACGUUUAAAAAACAAGGGGCGUUGAUAGCAAAACAAAGGCCUGGAAAAGAUUGUAUUGAAAUUUUAAAUAGAGCUAUAAUAGAACUCGGCUGCUGUGAAAAUUUUAUCCAAGCUUUUACAAUUCAAAAAAAAUGCUGCAAAAACUUUUAUAUUUCACCAUUAUUAGCAGAAGAGCUCGCAAAUUGUUUGCUUAUACUAUCAGAUGCAUUGCUGAGAAAAGGAGAAAAAGAUAUAGCUAUGAAUAUCGCAAAACAGGUAGUUUUACUGCCUCAUACCAGUAACCCUACUGUACAGAGACAUGGGAAUUAUAUUUUAGCAAAAGAAAUGGGGAUUUCUAACUGAAAAAAAGCUUUUCACAUCAUAAAAUCUAUAGGUGUUUCUUAUAAUACUCAAUUAGAAAAUCUUAAUAGGGCUGCAUUUCCUAUCAAUAAUGAAAUUGAUUUAGAACGAGCUUUAGCAUUGAUCCCUGAGUCUUGAAAUGUAAUAGCACUUUCUAAUGGUAGAGGAACUUAUAAUGAUGGGAUACAUCUCAUGAAAUAUAUAAAAGGAUGGGAACCAUUUUGUGUAGUGGUAGGCGGGGCUUGUGAAUGCAGCCAUACAGUAGGGCUGUUUCAGAUCCUUGAAGAAUUCGCUAAUAUUAUGAGAUUGAGUGCAAACACGACUUCUGGAUCUCAGCAGUCAAGCAAAAGAAGCAAAUCAAGCUGGUGGCAAAAAAGAGAAAAAUUAUGGUUUUUUAUAACAAUUUAAGAAAAUUUUUUUAAAAAUAGUGUGCUAGGUGGGUUUUGGCUUAAAUAGUAUAAAUGAAAAACUUGAAAAUUGGCUUGACGAUUUGCAGUACAAAUUUUUAGCACAAUUUUCCUCGCUAUUUUUAGGCAAAAUUCUAGAUGAAGAUAUACAUAUAUUGGUAGACCAAGCUUCAAAGGAGCUAAUUUUUAACAAAAAUUGUGAAAAUUGUGGCCAAAAAUGGGAGCCAGCUUAUAUUUAUUCCUUAUUAAACGCAGGAAUAUCAGAGUUUUUAUCAAUAGAAGAGAUUAAAUACGCUUUAUCAUUAAUAAACCACACAAAGCUCCCAGAAGAAUUUUUCAAAAAAUUACGGAGCAUCAAAAAAUGCUGCCAAAACAAGCCGAUUUCUCGUGGUCCUACCAUUUUGAUCCUUGACGGAAAUCUAAUACAUUUGCCUUGAGAGUCUUUAAAAAUCCUUCGAUCACAAAUAGUGACCCGCCUCCCUUGUUUUUCAUUCCUUCUAAACCGCCUAAAGCCUAAACUCCUAUCGGUUUCUAAUACUUUCUAUAUUUUAAACCCUUCAAGUGACCUUGAACAUACCCAACAAACCUUUGAAAAAUUUUUUUUAGACCACGAAAACUGACAAGGCAUUAUCGAUAAAACUCCGACUGAGUCAGAAUUCUCCUCAGCCCUGCAAGAUAAAGACCUGCUAAUCUACUGUGGACACAGCUCUGGUGAACAAUAUAUAAAAGGUGACAAAAUUAAAGACCUAAACGUAAAAGCUGCCAGUUUACUUAUGGGAUGCUCCAGUGGGCUUUUUAAACCAUGUGGCCAAUUUGAGCCUCAAGGGAUAGUUUUGCAGUAUUUAUUAGGAGGCUGCCCAGCAAUAAUAGCAAACCUAUGGGACGUGACUGACAGAGAUAUUGACCGUUUUGCAUUGGAAUUUAUUAAAAGAAUUUCUAAUUUAGAACCCUUUGGAGAUGCCUUAUCUAAGGCAAGAAAAGCUUGCAAACUUCCUUAUCUAAUAGGAGCUGCCCCAGUUUACUAUGGAAUUCCGCUAUCUUUAAGUCUUUAA